Microthlaspi erraticum is the source of this 1347-nucleotide messenger RNA. The record is from the annotation of a GenBank genome assembly. NCBI's taxonomy places the organism in Eukaryota, Viridiplantae, Streptophyta, Magnoliopsida, Brassicales, Brassicaceae.
AUGAUCCGGUACUCUGAUACGUCCUUUGUUGGUUUGUUAGAGUUAGAGCCGCAUAAGGAACAUCUCAGUCUUAACGGUUAUAGAGCGAAUGAAGCUGAGUUCAGUAGAGUAUGGAAUGGAUUGACUCAACGUAUGAUACAAGAAGCUUCCUCUACCACUGAUGCAAUAUGGUCUAGUGCCAAGUACUAUGUAGCUGAUGCAGCCGCCUUGCCUGAUUCGCAGGCUCUCUAUGCAGCGAUGCAAUGCACCCCUGAUUUGUCUCCGGCUCAGUGUAAUCUCUGUUUAACCGAAUGUCUUGGUAACUAUCAGAGGUGUUGCCUUGGCCGGCAAGGAGGCUCUGUCAAUAGGCUAAGCUGCGGUUUCCGGGCAGAGUUAUAUGCAUUUUCUGGAGCAUUUAGUGGUGUGACAGCAAGACCUCUGUCCCAACCUCCAACCAAGACAGAAAGCAACAAAUUCUCAACGGGAACUAUUGUAGCAAUUGUUGUUCCUAUUGUAGUGGUCAUGAUCAUGAUGAUCAUCAUCAUCAUCAUCUUCUUCUUGGUACUGCUUGCCCGCCGUUCUCAGAGUAGAAAAUCAUAUCAAGAAGCUGAUCUUGAUCAAUCUGGUAUUACGACUCUACAGUCCCUACAAUUUGAUUUUAAGACAAUUGAAGCUGCAACUAACAAAUUUGCUCAGACUAACAAGCUAGGUCAAGGUGGAUUCGGUGAAGUUUAUAAGGGCAAGUUAGUUGAUGGAACAGAAGUUGCAGUGAAGAGGCUGUCUAAAACAUCAGAACAAGGCUCACAAGAGUUCAAAAACGAGGUUGUUCUAGUGGCAAAGCUUCAGCAUAGGAGCCUUGUUAAGCUUCUUGGGUUUUGUCUGGAAGGAGACGAAAAGAUACUUCUUUAUGAAUUUGUCCCCAACAAAAGCCUAGACUACUUCCUUUUUGAUCCUUCAAUGCAAGGGCAGUUAGAUUGGACCAAACGAUAUAACAUUAUUAUGGGAAUCACUAGAGGAAUUCUAUAUCUUCAUCAUGAUUCACGUCUCACAAUCAUACACCGUGAUCUCAAAGCCAGCAACAUUCUUCUAGACGCGGAUAUGGACCCGAAGAUCGCUGAUUUUGGAAUGGCGAGGAUCUUUGGAAUAGACCAAAGUGUAGCUAACACUAAAAGGAUAGCUGGAACUUUCGGUUACAUGCCCCCGGAAUAUGUGAUCGACGGCCAAUUCUCAAUAAAAACUGACGUCUAUAGCUUCGGUGUCUUAGUCCUUGAGAUUGUAUGUGGCAAGAAGAACAGAAGUUUCUACCAAUCAAAUAAUACAGCUGAGAACUUGGUCACCUAUGCUUGGAGGUUAUGGAGAAACGAGUAA